AAAACGUGUUGCUUCAAAUCAAACGUUGAUUUAAACGCAAUUUGCGUUAGGUGGCCCAUACACCAUACUACCAUUCAAUAUAGAUAAUUACACAAUAUUAUUUAACGUGUAGGGGUAGUAUUGGAACAUUGCACAAUACUUAAACAAAAGUUUGAGCGAGCUUAAAUUUAUAGUGCCCCAUACACCAUUACAUAUUGUACAAACUGAUUGUGCAAUAAUAUUAUUGAAGGGUAUUGUAUAUGAGCAGGCCUUACCGUUUGUGCCGUUUGUCACGAUCCCCUUUGUCAAUUUAAUGACAAUUUUUUUUCACUUGUCUAAAUUGUUGUUUAUUUGAUGGUACUAUACGCUUUCUUCUUUUUUACGACGAUAUUUUUGCACCGAUGAUAUAACAACAAGAAACGAUUUAACACCGAGAGGGAGCGUCGACAUCGCGCACGACGAAUAUUUCAUAUUCGCCGGCUCCACAUUUUCAAUAUUAAUAUUGACAGAAUGAUGAGGUGACACUCUGCUGUUCUGCAAUGCGAAACAGAUCUAUUGGAUUGAUUUUCAUAUCUAUAUUCAUUUGGGGUGUGAUAACUUACUUCUUGUUCCUUGAUCGCCCCAUUGGCAGACAAAACGAACAUGCACUCACUAAGCAAAUCAAGAAACUUAGCAGCGAAGUCAAACAUCAAAUAUCAGCUAAUCAACAACUUUUUCAACGAUUGUUACAAAGAGAACAAAAUAAAAUGGAGGAAAAAAAAGCAGCGGCUGCUCAUAGCUCUCCAGAAAAAAUAAUCGAAAGUGAUGUUAAAGAUGAAGGUGAUACUGGAAUCGACAAGGAUUUUGUGGAAAAAACGUCUACGAAAAGCAAUGUGGAUCUAAUUCCAAAUGUUUUUAAUCCCGAAGAUGUUUCCAAAAAAAAAGCAAAGCUAAGGGAAGAAAAGUUGCGUGGCAUAGCAAAAAAAAAAACUCUACCGAACGGAUCACCGAUAAUAGCUGUUCUAGUAUUAUCCUGCGACCGCCUUACCGUGCGACGGUGUCUCGAUCAAUUGAUAAAGCAGAGAAAAAAUGCGGAACAAUUCCCGAUAAUAGUUUCUCAAGACUGUGUGCAUAAAGAGACCGCCACCAUUAUUGAAUCGUACGGUGAUCAAGUCGUACACAUACAACAACCCGAUCAAUCUGACAUGGAUAUACCCUUGACAGAGAAAAAAUUCAAAGGAUACUUCAAAAUUGCCCGACAUUAUGGUUGGGCGUUAAAUCAUGUUUUUGUGGAAUUGGAAUUUGACACCGUUAUCAUCGUGGAAGAUGAUUUGGACAUAGCCCCAGACUUUUACGAAUACUUUCUUGGUACUUACCCAAUUCUCGUUGCUGACGAAUCCCUCUGGUGCGUAUCGGCAUGGAAUGAUAAUGGUAAAUCUGGGUUGGUUGAUGAAAAUGCAUGGAAACUCCUCUAUCGAACCGAUUUUUUUCCUGGUCUUGGCUGGAUGUUGACGAGAAAAUUGUGGUCUGAGUUAUCACCGAAGUGGCCCAGAGCAUACUGGGACGAUUGGAUUCGGCAGCCUCAGCAAAGAAAAAACCGAGCCUGCAUUAGACCUGAAUUAUCGAGAACAAGAACAUUUGGAAAGAUUGGCGUGAGCAAUGGACUUUUUUAUGAGAAACAUUUAAAGUUUAUAAAACUCAAUGAGGAAUUUGUGCAUUUUACCGAGAUGAAUUUAACUUAUUUGUUGAAAGAUAACUAUGACAUAACCUUCGUAAAUGAAGUCUACCAAUCGACAGUGAUAAGUUACUCGGAAUUGAAAAGUGGAAAUAUUCAAUCGCGAGGGUCAGUGAGAAUUCCGUACUAUACGCGCCAGUCGUAUAAAAAUACUGCCAAAAUGCUGGGACUCAUGGAUGAUUUCAGGAGUGGAGUUCCAAGAACGGGUUACCGCGGUGUUGUAACCUUCUUCUACAACAAUCGACGAGUUCAUUUAGCGCCAAAUGCAAAUUGGAACGGUUACGAUAUUACCUGGAGCUAACACAUAAUUCGACAUUACAACAAAGACCCAUGAGAGGUAGUAGAAUGGAAUUUUCAUUAGGAGCAAUUAAUCAGGAAAGCUAAAUUUCCGAAAAAAAACCUGUUUAUAUGGCGUUCGUUGGUUGUGACGUCCUACGAAAGGCGACUUCCAAAUGGUCUUUCUAGAAUGAAUUCCACAAGAACCUUAAUUCAUUUACUGUACUUGGCUACGUUAGAAAAUGAUCUCAUUUUUUUUUUAUUUCCAAGAUUCUGAAUUCCUACAGGAAACCUAAUUCAUUCACUGUAUAUUGUACAAUAGAUCGCAUAUUUUUUAAUAGUUAAAAUUUUUUUUCAAUUGAUUUUAUUGACAAUGCAAAUAUAAAAACUCAUUUAAAACUA
Molecule: messenger RNA, 2371 nt
Organism: Venturia canescens
Lineage: Eukaryota; Metazoa; Arthropoda; Insecta; Hymenoptera; Ichneumonidae
Gene: Mgat1
Product: alpha-1,3-mannosyl-glycoprotein 2-beta-N-acetylglucosaminyltransferase
Exons: 11
Coding region: 519-1994 (491 amino acids)
Biological process (GO): protein N-linked glycosylation
Cellular component (GO): Golgi apparatus
Molecular function (GO): alpha-1,3-mannosylglycoprotein 2-beta-N-acetylglucosaminyltransferase activity
Source: RefSeq, a predicted model, not a curated record